Molecule: messenger RNA, 2442 nt
Organism: Parnassius mnemosyne (clouded apollo)
Lineage: Eukaryota; Metazoa; Arthropoda; Insecta; Lepidoptera; Papilionidae
Source: the annotation of a GenBank genome assembly
AUGGCGCGAGACAGAAGCCCAGAACGACGGCGAUCUCGUUCUAGAGAGAGACGUGAAAGAGAUCGCCACGACGAUCGUGAGUCCCACCGAGAUAAAACUAAACGUCGCGAACGAUCAAGAAGUCCGCGAAAAGAAAGAGAUAGAUCUAGAAGUCCAGCAAGAAAGGAAAGGGAUCGGUCGAAAAGUCCUCGUAAAGAUGGCGAUAGAUCUAAGAGUCCAUCACGGAAAGAACGCGGACGUUCCAGAAGUCCUAAGAAACGAGAGGCUAAGGAAAAACGUUCAGAUGAUAAAGAUAAAGGCAAGAAUAAGAAAGAAGAAGACAAAAAGGAAAAUGAAGAAAAGCAAGAAGAAGAACAAAAACCAAUUAAAAAAGAGCCUUUAUCAUUAGAGGAACUUCUUGCAAAAAAGAAGGCUGAAGAAGAAGCCAGAAGUAAACCUGUUUUCUUAACAAAAGAGCAGAGAGCUGCUCUAGCCUUGGAAAGGCGACGUGAACAAGUAGAAGCAAUGAGAGCAAAUGUCGAAAAGCCUGCCAUUGCCACUAUUGAUCUUACAGGAUCUUCUAAGAAGGAUGAUGAAAGAAAAUAUAGAGAAGAUAGAGAAAAAGAACGAGAAAGAGAAAGAGAACGUAAAUAUGAAGAAAGAAAAAAUGCUGCUGAUAGAAGAGAUGAUAAGAAAGAUAAAAAUGAAGAUCUAUCUAAAAAUAAAGAUAAGGAAAGAGAAGAGGAAGCUAUUAAAGCUCGCUAUUUAGGAAUUGUUAAAAAGAAACGCAGAGUCAGAAGAUUAAAUGACAGAAAAUUCGUUUUUGAUUGGGAUGCAUCUGAGGACACAUCAAAUGAUUAUAAUGUUUUAUAUAAAGAAAGACAUCAAGUACAAUUCUUUGGUCGGGGACAUAUUGCUGGCAUUGAUAUUAAAGCUCAGAAGAAAGAUCACAGUAAAUUCUAUGGAAAUCUUUUAGAGAAACGUAGAACUGAAUUAGAGAAAGAACAGGAAAAAUUAAGGUUAAAGAAAGUUAAAAGGAAGGAAGACAAACAGAAAUGGGAUGACAGACAUUGGUCUGAAAAAGAUCAGGAUGAAAUGACUGAGAGAGACUGGCGAAUCUUCAGAGAAGAUUAUAAUAUUACUAUUAAAGGGGGAAAAAUACCUAAUCCUAUUAGGUCAUGGAAAGAAGCAGGAUUUCAUCAGGAUAUAAUGGAAAUUAUUAACAAAGUUGGGUACAAAAGCCCUACACCUAUCCAACGACAAGCUAUUCCUAUAGGAUUACAAAACCGUGACAUCAUAGGUGUUGCUGAAACGGGUUCAGGAAAAACUCUUGCAUUUCUCAUUCCUCUUCUUACAUGGAUACAGUCAUUGCCAAAGAAUGAGCGUAUGGAAGAUGCUGAUCAAGGGCCUUAUGCUAUUAUUCUAGCACCCACAAGAGAGUUGGCACAACAGAUAGAAGAAGAAACAAAUAAAUUUGGUAUACCACUUGGUAUUACAUCAGUGGUAGUAGUUGGAGGUCUAUCCAGAGAGGAUCAAGGGUUCAAACUAAGGUUAGGUUGUGAAAUUGUUAUUGCCACACCAGGUCGUCUUAUAGAUGUAUUGGAAAAUAGGUACUUAGUAUUAAAUCGUUGUACUUAUGUCGUUCUUGAUGAGGCUGAUCGUAUGAUUGACAUGGGUUUUGAGCCAGAUGUGCAGAAAAUUCUAGAGUAUAUGCCUGUAUCUAAUAUCAAACCGGAUACAGAUGCCGCUGAAGAUGCUGCAGUAUUGCUGGCAAAUUACAAUACUAAAAAAAAGUACAGGCAAACUGUCAUGUUUACUGCAACUAUGCCCCCAGCUGUGGAACGCUUAGCAAGAAGUUAUCUUAGAAGACCAGCUAUAGUCUACAUUGGAUCAGUGGGCAAGCCAGUUGACAGAACUGAACAAGUAGUCUACAUGAUAGGUGAGAAUGAAAAGCGAAGAAAGUUAACAGAGAUACUCCAGCGUGGAGUGGAACCUCCAAUUAUUAUAUUUGUCAACCAGAAGAAAGGUGCCGAUGUGCUUGCAAAAGGUCUGGAAAAGCUGGGCUUCAAUGCAUGUACUUUGCAUGGUGGCAAAGGUCAAGAGCAGCGUGAUUUUGCUUUGGCUAGUCUUAAAAAUGGUUCAAAAGAUAUAUUGGUUGCUACGGAUGUUGCUGGACGAGGUAUUGAUAUUAAAGAUGUGAGUAUUGUCAUAAAUUAUGAUAUGGCAAAAUCAAUUGAAGAUUAUACACAUCGUAUUGGUCGUACUGGUCGUGCAGGAAAAACUGGUAAAGCAAUCUCUUUUGUCACCAAGGAAGACUCUGCAGUGUUCUAUGAUCUUAAACAAGUAUUGCUUAGCAGCUCCGUUUCCACAUGUCCUCCAGAACUCAUGAAUCAUCCUGAAGCUCAACACAAACCAGGAACAGUAGUCACUAAAAAACGACGUGAGGAAAUGAUUUUUGCAUAA